GCUCGUGCUUCCUGCCUUGCUGCUGCAGGAGGGGACGCGCUGACGGCUGGGAGGACGACAGGAGAGACAAGAAAGCUUUUGGGAAGAUUUGCGAGAGAGGGGAAAGGCCCUGAUCCACCGUCCGUCGGGAGAUAAACACCCCAAGUUUGAUUAGCCGCUGUAUCCGUCACCCACCGGCGCUAAAACAAAAUGUCGAGCAGUCGUCAGCUGAGCGAGAGCAGGGCCAUCCCGACUAGGACGGUGUUGAUCAACGACACAACGCAGCUACCUCAUGACUACUGUACCACCCCCGGAGGCACUUUAUUCUCCACUACUCCUGGAGGCACCCGUAUCAUCUAUGACCGAAAGUUUUUACUGGACAGGCGUAACUCCCCCAUCGCUCAGACCCCUCCUGCCCACCUGCCUGUCAUCCCCGGAGUGACCUGCCAAAGCAUCCUGACUGAGAACCACAAGAAUGAAGCCAACAACCACAUCAACAACCAUGAGGGCAAGCCCGCAACUGGUGAUGACGCCCAGUUUGAAAUGGACAUCUAGCAAACUGGAACUUCAUCACGGAAAUGAAAAAAAGCAUAUGACCUGGCACUCUCGUGGUGUCAGAGGCUUGGCUUGUAGAAACCAAUGUUGUGAGCCCUCAUGGCAGCCAUCUUCUUUUUGCUCUCUGUCUCCGCUGCUGGAUGUAACGCGUAGUCACCCAUUGGGGUUACAGUUAAUCAAAGUACAGUGUUUGGUCAACUGUGGAAACUUGUGCAUUUGAAUAGGUUUCCAGGGUUACCAGCCACUGUGCAAACAUAAAGGGUGCGGGCCUGAAAAUUUGUGUCCAGUCUAGAUCUCAUAUACUGCUUUUGUGAUCACUACUUCAGAUCUAUAGAGCACGCAUUCAAAUUGUUGUUUGAUUGGUGGAACAAGUGGUAAUUUUCCAUACUGGCCUUAUAAUCUUGUCAAAAAAGCUUUGGUAUUCAUCAUAGCUUUCUUAUGUUUGUCAUUUUGAGAGUACUACUUGAAUGGGCUUUGUAUGGGAUGCCAUGUUAUGUUUAGUUUUUUCACUAACAAAAUUACACCAUUCCAAUUUUAGUUCUCUAUAGCGAAAUCUAAAAAUUACUUAAAGCCUUAGAACCACUUAUGAAAUAUUUCUCAAUGCUUAUUGCCACAUCUUACAGGCGCACUGUGGAACUUUUCUAUUAGGGGAUCUGCCACCUGCUUGUGUCCAUGAUGGAGAUGUGAUUUAUUUGUGUGUAAUGUUCCACAGUAUGGUCUUAAUGUUAUUUGAAAAGCAGGACACAUCACCAAGUUACAAGUUAGAUCUAUGGCGAGGGGGAGAAGCCAUAUGUUUCAGUGUAUUUUGUAACACUUAGAUUACCUGUAAAUUAAUAAAUGACGUGUGAUGGGACAUUCCAGGCAAAGACAUGUCCAGAGACUAGCAGGUGGCAGACCCUUAGUGCACCUUUAAACCUGUACUUAAGUUUUCAUUAAAACGGCAAGUGGCUAUAACUUUGCAGCCAACACCCAAUUUCAAGUAAUUGCCUUUGUUUAUAUGUUUAUUUUUUGACUGUUUUGAGAUGUGGCUGAAAGCACUUGAAAUAUAUCCAUUAAAAUCUUUGCAAUAAGUUAUUAAUGGAAUACAAAGCAUAAUAUUGUCUACCGAUUGUAUUACCCAACUAUUGUGGUUUUAUUUUAUUCUAAUUUUUAUUUUGAAAAAUCACAUAGGCAAGAAAGCACUACAUUGUAUUUACCCAGAAAGGUAAUACCAAAUUUUUAUCUCUAGAAUUACUGAAAAAAUUGAAGGUAGAAAUUUACGUUGAUUGCUUAAAAAAUUAGUGGCGACAACUACCUGAUCGUCAUCAUUUUCCAAUAUUACUUUUGGGGUUAAAGUACGCGAUUGUUGAAACUUGAAGUACAAGAUGUUUUAUAUGCAUUUUAUUUUUAAUACCGUUAGAAUGGUGAUGUUUUUGUUUUUGGUGCAAGUGCUGAGAAAGGUUUGCGCGAGGCGCCAUGGAACCAGAGAACAUAUUAAUUACUGCAUUGUUUGUCCCAUACAAGUACAAAUAUUUCCCAGUGUCCUUAAAGUACUCACGCGUGUCUGCCCAUGCCUUACUUCACACAAAUGCAGUAAAUAAAGCUAGGUUUGUGCGUCAUCAGAAAUUUGUACUUUCCGAAAGAGGUUUAUUUUUUCACUGUACCGACUGACUGCUAACAUUGUACUUAGCAAGAACGCAAAUGGUUUUGAUUUUUUAGUUUGAUCGAGCAGCUGUUGUGCGUACAUUUAUUUUGGAUGCUACAUCAGAGUUUGCUGUGUGGUUCGCUUCGGGCUUCAAUAGAGUGCCACAUGCUCAUUUGUACCCAAGGAAUUAAACACCACAAUCAUUGUACUGUCUGCUUUUUAUACUCGCAGUCACUUGGCAAACAAAUAAUGUAUUUUCUUUCUUUAUACACAGUGUGCGUCACAGCAUGACUGGAAAGAGAACAGCAAAAGUGAUUUCUUUCUUCAACCUGGCUUUGUUAUGCAUUUGGUUCUGUGAUAUGUGGAGGAUUUGUGUGAGACUGUUUUGCAUUGCACAUUUUUGGAACAAGAAGAUGUUUAUGUUUUUUCAUAUACAGAAUACAGAUUAUUUAAAAUCAGUUUGGUUUGACAAUGAGGGCUUAACAUUGUGUGUCAAAAGAGAUUUGAAACAAAACUUACUGUAACUUUCCAAUCUGGUUUAGAUAACAUUAUUUUGAUUAAACUUCAAUGCCAGUGGACACUGUCGCAGCAAGAUCAAUAAAGUUCCUUAACAAAAUAA
This is a messenger RNA of Periophthalmus magnuspinnatus, 2777 nucleotides long. RefSeq names its product eukaryotic translation initiation factor 4E binding protein 2 (gene eif4ebp2). The coding region runs from base 190 to 534 and encodes 114 amino acids. The transcript is spliced from 3 exons. NCBI's taxonomy places the organism in Eukaryota, Metazoa, Chordata, Actinopteri, Gobiiformes, Gobiidae. Gene Ontology annotation, biological process: negative regulation of translational initiation. Gene Ontology annotation, cellular component: cytoplasm. Gene Ontology annotation, molecular function: eukaryotic initiation factor 4E binding. The record is from RefSeq and is a predicted model, not a curated record.